This is a messenger RNA of Penicillium pulvis, 1029 nucleotides long. RefSeq lists its product as uncharacterized. The coding region runs from base 1 to 1029 and encodes 342 amino acids. The record is from RefSeq and is a predicted model, not a curated record. Lineage: Eukaryota; Fungi; Ascomycota; Eurotiomycetes; Eurotiales; Aspergillaceae. The transcript has 2 exons. Gene Ontology annotation, molecular function: oxidoreductase activity, acting on the CH-OH group of donors, NAD or NADP as acceptor.
AUGGCGUCCUCCCUCGAUCUGAUCCAACACUAUGCGCAGACUGCGCUAACGCAGCUACCCGUUCCGGCACAGCAAUUGUUGCAGAACCCGAUCGCCCAGAAAGCUGCGGCGGCAGUUGUCGCCCUCGGAGUGGUGCGCUCAAUCAACAACUUCCUAACACAACGGAGCCUAAAUAACUGGGUGUCAAGCGACCCAUGGGACCCUUCCCGGGAGCUCAUUCUCCUGACAGGUGGAUGCAGUGGUAUCGGCAAGCAGGUCAUGGAGGACCUAGCGCGGACGGGUGUGCGCGUAAUCAUUCUCGAUAUCAACGAGCCCAAUUUCAAGCUACCCGCCAACGUCACCUUCUACCGGGCAAACAUCACCAGCUCGGCAAAUAUCACAGAGGUCGCCAAGGCCAUCCGUAGUGACCACGGCGAGCCAACAGUGUUGAUCAACAAUGCCGGCGUUGGUUACGAGUGCACGAUUCUCGAAGAGUCUGAGCAGCAGAUCCGGAACACAUUUGAAGUCAACACGAUCUCGCAUUUCCUCAUGGUGCGUGAGUUCCUCCCGGCUAUGAUCCGUGCCAACCACGGUCACGUCGUGACACUGGCCAGUAUGGCCAGCUUCGUCGGGCUGAGCGAAUUGGCCGACUACUGCUGCACCAAGGCCAGCGCCCUGGCAUUCCACGAGUCUCUGCGCCAAGAGUUGCGUCUCUACUAUAAGGCACCCAAAGUGCGCACAAGUAUUAUCCACCCCUUCUGGGUCCGUACUCCAAUGAUCACAGUUCUCACCGAUUACGAGAAGGAAUUCGGUCAGCCUAUCAUGAGCGUCCAGACCGUGUCAGACGCCAUUUGCAAGCAGAUCCUGAACCAGAACAGCGGACAAGUAAUCCUGCCCGCCAGCAAGACGGUUGCCCGCCUGGUACGAGGCUUUCCUCUGUGGUUGCAGGAAUUUAUUCGUGGCAAGGAGUCCGAAAAGUUGAAAGUCUUGCGUGAUGUCCAGCUCCUUGCGGAGAAGGCUGCUGCGGAGGCCGCGAACAAGAAAUCGUAA